CCCACUCUUUUUCAACAGCGACGCUGGUAACGCAACGCCCGUCCCCUCCUCACACCCGCGCGCGCACAGAGAGCAAAGAAAGAGGCAAAGCAAAGCAGCCUACUGCCUGCGGGACCUCACAACCGCAUCGAUGAAGGCGGAGAAGGCAGCGGUGGCCCCGGCCGGCGCCGGCGGCGACGAAUGGAGGUGCCGGAAGCACCCUGCCGCGAGAUCCGGCGGCGGGGUGUGCCCGUACUGCCUGCGGGACCGCCUCCUCCGGCUCUGCCCCAACUGCGCGCACGUGCGGCCCUGCGCCUGCGCCGCGUCCCCGUCGUCGUCCUCCACCUCGGCCUCCGGCGACGCGGUCGGCCGCGUCCACAGCCUCAUCGAGCGGGAGCACCGGAUCGCGCGCUCCAGGUCCGUGGCCACGGGCUCCUCCGCCGUCUUCGCCGCCGCGGUCGCCGCGCCCUCCGCUGUGGCCUCGGGCAGGCGGAAGGCCCGGGUCUGGGGUUGGCCGCCGUUCUGGAAGCCCGCGGCGCGGGAGGGGGGCGCGGAGCUGGAGCUGGAGGUGGAGGACGAGGACGAGGGGCUGGGGCUGCCGCGCUCCAGCUCCGUGUCCGCCACGGCGGUGGAGGCGAAGACCGCGGCCGCGGCUAGGGCCGCGCGGGCGCGGUGGGGGUGGCACUUCCCGAGCCCACUCAAGGCGUUCCGGCACCGCAGGUCGUCGGCGAGCGUGGCGGGGCGGCCGUGAGCGAGGUACCUUGCCUCCAGAAAGAUGGCCGGAAAGUGAUUAGUGGGGGUCAUGUGCGCGGGAUCAUUUUACUUUAUUAAUUAGUAGCAGUUAAUUAACUACAUAAGGCGGUGGAUUAGAGGAGGAGCGUGAGCGUUCAUUUCCCUUUUUGUGGUCGCGCCGCGUGCCGCUAAUUUCAUGAUUAAGUUAGACGGAAACGUGAAAGCCUGUGAUCUGGGCGCAAUGUGUGCAUACUACAUAUGCUAGUGGGUGAUCUCCCCAUGGGUUCUUCGCUUUUGUAGCGUGCUCGUACUCCACUUUGUAACACCAAAAUUGGAUAUUUUAAGCUCUCCAAUUCGAUCUAUCUUCAGUUACGUUCA
This is a messenger RNA of Sorghum bicolor (sorghum), 1089 nucleotides long. RefSeq lists its product as uncharacterized. Bases 131 to 730 code for a protein of 199 amino acids. The transcript has a single exon. The record is from RefSeq and is a predicted model, not a curated record. NCBI's taxonomy places the organism in Eukaryota, Viridiplantae, Streptophyta, Magnoliopsida, Poales, Poaceae.